Messenger RNA from Acytostelium subglobosum LB1, 2787 nucleotides. RefSeq lists its product as hypothetical. The record is from RefSeq and is a predicted model, not a curated record. Gene Ontology annotation, molecular function: enzyme regulator activity. Lineage: Eukaryota; Evosea; Eumycetozoa; Acytosteliales; Acytosteliaceae. Gene Ontology annotation, cellular component: proteasome storage granule; nucleus; proteasome regulatory particle, base subcomplex. Bases 1 to 2787 code for a protein of 928 amino acids. The transcript has 9 exons. Gene Ontology annotation, biological process: proteasome-mediated ubiquitin-dependent protein catabolic process; regulation of protein catabolic process.
AUGGGAGUGUUGACAUCUGCAUCAAACUACCUUGCACUACUCGAAGAGGAACAGGUUGAACUCCAAUCAUAUGCUCUAGAGAAGCUCAACACAGUGGUCGAUGAGUUUUGGCCAGAGGUUGCCACAUCAAUAACCAAGAUUAAGAAUCUUUCAGACCAAAAGACAUUCACUCAACAUGAGCUUGCAUCAUUGGUCCUUUCCAAGGUGUACUAUCAUUUGGGUGAUUUCAAGAACUCAAUGUCCUAUGCCCUUGCAUCUGGACAGCUGUUUAAUGUUCUUGCCAAGAGCGAAUACGUUGAAAGCAUCUUGUACAAAUUCAUCGACGAGUAUAUCAAGCUUAGAAAUCAGUCUGCUGCCACCAUUGAUCCAAGACUAGAGGCAAUUGUCAUGGGAAUGUUUGAGAGAUGUUUUAAGGAGGGAUCAUACAAACAAGCAUUGGGCAUUGCCAUCGAGUCCAAGAGAUUGGACAUCAUUGAGAGAUCAAUUGCUCAAUCUGGCAACGUACAAUCGAUGCUCAGCUAUUGUCUCAAUAUAUGUAAUACCAUCGUCUCCAACAAGACCUUCCGUCAGGCUGUGUUGGCCAUCCUCGUCAAGUUGUACCUGACUCUUGAGAGACCAGACUACUCGAGCAUUUCCCAAUGUCUCAUCUUCUUGGGUGAUGCCCCACAGAUUGCCACCAUACUCUUGACACUCUUAAAGAAGGAUGAUGAUUCAUUGUUGCUCUCCUAUCAAAUCGCAUUUGAUUUACUCCAGAACGCAUCUCAGCAUUUGCUUGGCAAUGUUAGGAAGCUCCUACCUCAGAGUGAAGGUGCUGCAGCCGCUGCACCAGCAGAGAAGGGAACAAUUGCCACAGGUGAUAAGAUGGAGAUCGAUUCUAGAUCCUCGGCAGACAACUUCCAACUGAGACUCACUCGUCUUAGAGCAAUCCUCACUGGUGAGGUGUCUACAGCACUCAACAUGGAGUUUCUCUAUAGAAACUGCAACAUCGACAUGCACGUUCUUCAGAUUAUGAAGUCAACUUCAGAACAGCACAAGGGUGCGAUCUUCUACACUGGAACACUGUUUGCCAACUCAAUCAUGCAUGCAGGCACCACCAGGGAUGUGUUCCUUCGUGAGAACCUCGAUUGGUUGUCCAAGGCAACCCAUUGGACCAAGUUCUCAGCCAUUGCUAGUUUGGGUGUUAUCAACCGUGGCCAGACCAAGGAGUCGAGAGAGCUUUUAAAGUUGUACCUGCCAGGCGCAACUGUCUCUGCCACACCAUACAGCGAGUCUGGUGCACUCUAUGCACUGGGUCUGAUCCACGCAGGUCAAGGUGAGGAUGUCGUCCGAUAUCUGGCCGAGAAGGUUCACUCCACCAAUCCAAUCCUUAAUCAUGGUGCAUCACUUGGACUUGGUUUGGCCGCAAUGGCCACUGGCAACGAUGAUAUAUAUGAGGAUUUGAAGGGUAUCCUCUACCACGACGAUGCAAUCAGUGGAGAAGGUGCUGGAUUAGCUAUGGGACUUGUUAUGUUGGGUACUGGCUCACAAAAGGCGAUCGAUGAAAUGUUGGCCUACGCUCAUGAGACACAACACGAGAAGAUCAUCAGAUCUUUGGCACUCGGUCUUGCCUUCACCAUGUAUGGUAAGGAGGAGGUUGCCGAUACUCUGAUUGAACAAUUGAUCACCGACAAGGAUCCACUAUUGAGAUAUGGUGGUAUGUACACAAUUGCCAUGGCCUAUUGUGGAACUGGUAAUAAUGAUGCUCUCAGAAGGUUGCUACACUAUGCUGUCAGUGAUGGAAAUGAUGCCGUGAGAAGAGCCUCAGUGACGUGCAUAGGUUUUGUCUUGGCUAAGCAACCAGAGAAGUGUCCAAAGUCCGUACUACUGUUGUCCGAAUCAUAUAAUCCCCACGUCCGAUAUGGAGCAGCCAUGGCCCUUGGUAUCUCAUGUGCUGGCACUGGAAACCGUGAUGCAUUGGAUAUCCUAAAGAAGCUGUCCGCCGACACUGUUGGACUGGUGCGUCAGAGUGCCUCAAUUGCCAUCGCCAUGGUGCUAAUCCAAUCGACAAAGGAGCAAUAUGCCGACACUGAGGUCUACAGGAAGCAGUUUGUUCGCUUUAUCACAGACAGACGUGAGGAGAUCAUGUCCAAGUUUGGUGCCUUCCUUGCCCAUGCCAUCAUUGAUGCCGGUGGCAGAAACACGACCAUUUCACUCUUCUCCCCAAGCGGCCACAAGAACAUGCAGGCGAUUGUUGGACUUGCUGGAUUCCUGCAGUUCUGGUACUGGUAUCCAAUGACCCACUUUAUCGGUUUGGCCUUGACACCCACCUCUGUAAUUGGAGUCAACAAGAACCUUGAAAUGCCAGUGUUCAGUGUCAAAUCCAACUGCAAGCCAUCCUUGUUUGCCUACCCACCAGACACCAAGCCAUCCACAGCCAACGCACCAUCAAAGGUAGAGACAGCAGUCCUCUCCAUCUCUAGAAAGGGAAAGUUGCAGCACAGUCGCUCCGCAAUGAACAUCGACUCUGAGAUUGAAAAGGAGAAGAAGGAGAAGGAAGACAAGGAGAAGGAGCAGAAAGAGAAGGAGCAGAAGGAGAAGGAAGAGAAGGAGGAAGAGCCAACGUUUGAGCGCAAGAACAACCCAGCCAGAAUCACACCAAAGCAAUUGCAGACAACACACCUUCUGAGCCUGAGCAAUUGGUUGUUAAAGGAGAAGCCUGCCGUCAAAUCACCAGUGACCAACUCUAAAGGCAACAAGGCUGCUCUGGAGGAGCCAAAGGCACCACAACCAUUUGAGUUCACAGAUUGA